AUGAGUUUAAAGCCGUUUAGUCUUCGCCAUUCACAGUCAUCCCAACAACAACAACGACAACAAAAUCGUUCACUAUGGACGGCAAGAGGUCUACGCAGAUCUCUUCUUAUAUUUGGGAAUAGACCCUUCAUUUCAUUCAGUUUAGCGUUAUUGGUGUUACUGGUGCCUAUACUACUAUGGCAUCGAUUGCUUUUCCCAUACGAUGAGGAGGAUGAGGAAGUUACCAUAAUUUAUAAACCUGAAAACAUACGAAAUAGUAUUGAAACUCCAAAGGAGAAUUUUACAUUUACACUUUUGUAUGGUGCUAUGAAAAAUAAUCUUCAUUACAGUAAACAACCUCGUUAUUACUAUCCGAAUGAUAAUAAUCAUAAUCAUAAUAACUAUCAGGGUGUAAUGGUGGAUGAUAUAUUAGAUGCUGUAGGGGAAAGACUGGAAAUAAGUGGACAUCGCAUUGAACAUGAAGUUUGUUUUGCUGGAAAUCAAACACAUCUCUCUCUUCGUGGAUUUACAGAAGAAGAAGACGAGGAAGAAGAAGAAAAAGAAAAGAUUCUCACGGAAUCUGUUUUUCUAGUUCGUGGUGGAUGUGAUAUCAGUACGUUAAUGCGGGAUAUGGCACAAUUCUUUGCCUGGCAAGAAGAUGUGUCAUAUAAUAAUAAUAAUAAUAAUAAUAAUAAGCCUCUUCAUGUACGUACUGUACAAGGGGAUGUGUUGAGCCUUUCACGAUUAACAAAACUAAUUGUAGAUGUUGGUAAUAGAGAUUGUGAUCAGAGGAAUCAAACACAACACGAUCUACAUCAUAUCCUUCAUUGGAUUCGGGUGGCAACAGGUCUUUUUCAACUUCAACCAUGGUGGAAUGAAAGAGAUAUCGUUAAUACUACUAAUAUUAAUAUUAAUACUACUACUGGUGGUAUUCUUUCUAAUGAUGAAACUGCAGUACGUUAUGUGAUGAUAGACUUAAGAAUAAGUAAUGCAGAGAACUCAGCCUUAAAUAAAGAUGGUUCCAUAUCCCCAUCAUUACAUGUGUUAAAACCUCUACGUUCCCUGCAGGAAUUUAGUUGUGCAAAGUACAUACUAUUAGCUGAUCGACGUCCUUCACGUUGGUUUCAUUCAAAAAUAGUGGCAAAUCGUUUUCGUCUACGAUGGAUUCACUACAUGCACUAUAGUAAUUUACAAAAACAAAAGAAACAUUAUAAUGAUAGAAAUUCUAAUAGUAUUACUGCUAUUGUGAAUACUGCUUUAGCCAUGUGGGGAAAAGGUCCACUCUCUCCAAUACUAUGGCGUUUGAUACUCGCUGCUGUAACAGAUGAAAUGAUUAACGGGACAAGUGAUAGUCCUUAUUACUAUUACUAUCAUCAUAAUAAUAAUGGUAUGAGUAGGAGUAUUAAUGGAAAAGAUAGGGGUAAUCAUUCUGAGAAGAAUGCGGUAGCAACUGCACUUGCUGGUAUGUUAAGAGAAGCUUCAAUUUUAAAUGAGUUGAGUCCACUCACUAUUACAGUAAUAGCUUCUCAAGAGAUAGAUGGUGAACCAGAAGAAGAAGAAAGAAUGAUGUCAUUCUUAUAUGAUGAAUUUGGUUACGUGAGUCGAGUUCAACUCAUCUACCUACCUGGUACUAACAUUAGCAGUAGGAACAAUACAGUUAAUACUACUGAAGAGGUAAAUAAAAAAUAUAGUGUUGUAUUCGUUCAGGAUUACUUGGAAUUACUACGUUUAUUAGUAUUAACAGAUGUGUUAAUUGUACCUCAUGGGGUCGCAUUAGCUUCUACAGUGGUGAUGCAACCAGGAAGUGUUGUGAUUGAAUUGUUUCCCUAUGAGUGUCGAUCCGCUACAUAUGCUGGAUUAGCAACUGCUAUGCAAAUCACAUACACUAGCUAUGAAGGAAGUCCUUAUAAAAGUACAAUGGAUAAUAAUAAUAGAGUACAGUCAACAGGUUUUGGUAUCUGUUUUGCCCGAUAUAAUAACAAGCCGACUCCAACAGUAUUACCUUCUUCUGUUGAUAAUACUUUUACUAGUACGGGAGGUGGUAAUAAAAUACAUUUACGUUACUCACGUCUAUCCUUGUGUGACCACGUAUAUGGUGUGGUUAUCGUUACUAAAAUGCGCUUAUAUCACUUGGUAAAAAAUGCAUUGUCAUCUCUGUGGUUACGGAACAGCCGCUUCUUUGGUGUUAUGUCAUUUGAUCGUCGAUGA
Messenger RNA from Trypanosoma theileri, 2187 nucleotides. RefSeq lists its product as uncharacterized. The coding region runs from base 1 to 2187 and encodes 728 amino acids. NCBI's taxonomy places the organism in Eukaryota, Euglenozoa, Kinetoplastea, Trypanosomatida, Trypanosomatidae. The record is from RefSeq and is a predicted model, not a curated record. The transcript has a single exon.